Molecule: messenger RNA, 1650 nt
Organism: Arabis nemorensis
Lineage: Eukaryota; Viridiplantae; Streptophyta; Magnoliopsida; Brassicales; Brassicaceae
Source: the annotation of a GenBank genome assembly
AUGGGAUCGAAUUGUGAUGGGAAUUUGAAAGCUGAGAUUGAAGAAUCUAAUGGGUCUGGGAAAAGUAAGGUUCUUUCUCCUCUUGAUGUUUCAUUAUCUCGAAGAAAUCUGAUUAGUGAUGGUAAACCAAAGAGCUGGUCGUUUAGUGAAUCUAGUAGAAUCAAGCUUCUGAAAUUCGGUUCUCCUUCUGCUAAAUUCAUGAAAAUGGCUGAGGCAAGAGACGAGGUUUCACGGUCAGUGACGACGACGAGCUCAUCAAGCAGCCAUAAUCUCAGAGAAAGAAUCAGUGGUGUGCUUCACCGGAAAAUCGAUUGGAGUUCUUUAAUGAAAAUGGGGAAAGAAUGGAUUAGGAAUCCAAUUAACAUGGCUUUAUUCGUGUGGAUACUUGUUGUUGCAGUCUCUGGUGCUAUUCUCUUCAUGGUGAUGACUGGUAUGUUGAAUCAUGCUUUGCCUAAGAAGUCACAGAGAGAUGCUUGGUUUGAAGUUAACAAUCAAAUCCUUAAUGGUUUGUUUACUUUGAUGUGUCUUUAUCAACAUCCGAAACGGUUUUAUCACUUAGUGCUUCUUUGUAGAUGGAAGCCUGAGGAUAUUACUAAGCUUAGGAAAGCGUAUUGCAAGAACGGGACUUAUAAGCCUCACGAAUGGAUGCAUAUUAUGGUUGUUGUUAUGUUGCUUCACUUGAAUUGUUUUGCUCAAUACGCGCUUUGUGGUCUUAAUGUUGGAUACAGGAGAUCAGAGAGACCUCCCAUUGGAGUUGCUAUAUGUAUCUCUGCUGCCAUUGGUGCUCCUGCGGUUGCGGGUUUGUACACUAUACUUAGUCCGCUUGGGAAAGAUUAUGAUGAUGAUUCGAGUGUAGAUGAGGAGAAUCAAGUGCAGCGUGAAGAAGGGUCUGUGAAUCGCAGGGGAGCUUUAGAGAGGAGGUAUUCGUUUGCUUCUACUUCCUCGGUUGAUGGGAUGGUUCCGGUGAGUAAUCCUCAAUGGAGUGGUGGUAUUUUGGAUAUUUGGGAUGAUAUUUCGUUGGCUUAUCUCUCUCUUUUCUGCACGUUCUGUGUCUUUGGAUGGAACAUGGAGAGAGUUGGGUUUGGGAACAUGUAUGUUCACAUUGCGACGUUUAUUCUCUUCUGUUUGGCUCCUUUCUUUAUAUUCAACUUAGCUGCGGUUAAUAUCGACAAUGAGACGGUUAGAGAGGCGCUUGGAAUAUCUGGAAUCCUUCUUUGUUUGUUUGGUUUGCUCUAUGGUGGAUUCUGGAGAAUCCAGAUGAGGAAAAGAUUCAAGUUACCGAGUUAUAAGUUCUGCUUCGGAAGAGCAGCGAUUUCUGAUUGUACACUGUGGUUAUUCUGUUGCUGGUGCUCUUUAGCACAAGAAGUUCGGACUGCAAACUCUUAUGAGAUAGUUGAAGACAAAUUCUGCCAAAGAACACAAGAACAGAGUUCGGUAUCUCCUUUGCCUCGUGAAGACGGUGUGUUUGAUCCUAGGUUUGGUCUCGGGAGCUCCCCGAAGAACAUUAGCGGGGCUAAUUCUCCAAGUCCAAGCAGGUUUUGGAAAGAGGCACAUAGUCCAAAUGUACAGACACCUAGAGAAAAAGAUGAAGGUAAAAGCGAGGUUGUUUUGACUCCACCUUCUCCUUUGUCUAUACACAGAGAAGCUUGA